CAGCAUGCACCGCGCCGUCUGCAGCAUAAAGAAAAAAGGCUAAAGAGAGACAACAGGGUGGGAUUACAGACUCCUGUUGUGCCUGGCGUAUUCCUCAUAAACGUAUGUUGACAACAAGGAGCACGCCAUGGCCCUGAGGAGCUGAGAGCGGUGCUAGCUCUUUCUGCGUUUGUCGGGGUGUUCCCACCGUUGGGUAGUUGCUUGAGAAGACUGGGGGGGCCCGGUCAGAGAGUGGACAGGGAGGGGGCAGAGCUCAGCCGGAGCCAAUGCAGCAGCACCAGCUAGCGGAGGGAAACCUUCCUGUGUUCGUGUUCCCGACCGAGCUCGUCUUCUACGCGGAUGAGCAGUCGUCUCAUAAGCAGGUGCUCACCCUCUACAAUCCCUAUGAGUUCGCGCUCAAAUUCAAAGUGCUGUGCACAGCGCCAAACAAGUACACUGUGGUUGAUUCCACGGGAGCCGUCAAGCCGCAGUGUUGCGUUGACAUAGUAAUCCGACACAGAGACGUCCGGCCGUGCCACUAUGGCGCGUACGACAAGUUCCGACUGCAGGUGUCGGAGCAGAGUCAGCGGAAAGCGCUGGGUCGCAAAGAGGUGACCGCCACGCUCCGUCCCUCGGCCUCGCAGGAGCCGUCCGGCGCCAGGAGCCAAGACGAGGAGCGCCGGAUUAAGGAGCAGUUUGCGGACAGCGAGUUUUUUGAGCAGACUGCGUUUCAGACAGAGAGCCGUCCCGUUGCUGGAGGACCCAGUCUGCUCACAGUGCUGCUGGGACUCGUGUGCAUGAUCGCCCUGAUGCUUCCAACGCUGGGGGAGCAAGAAUCCACUGUGCCUGUCUACCUCCACUUAAGUGUCAACAAGAAACUGGUAGCUGCUUAUGUUCUUGGUCUUCUGACUAUGGUCAUCCUACGUACAUGAAGUGCACUGCGCUGAAAGGACGAGGAUAAACCGUUUUAAGCGAUGAAGAGACGUGAAGAGAAACGUGACAAUGACUGUAACUGUGAUUAUCAACAUCGUGGAACCAGAGGCACGACUUCAACGAGCAGAGCUCUCAGCGCUCUGGUGGAGCUCCAUAACUCCAUCCGCUGACAAAUACAUUUUAGUACAUUGGUUGCAAAUAUAUAAAUGUUUUCUGGGCUGUUACAAAAAACAAAAAAAACAAAACGGGAAGCUCUAUGGGAACUCUUGCUGAGCAGACGCCGCCUCCGAGCCUCGGCCAGGGAAGAGACGCGGGGCGCUUGGGACGUCGCCUGGACCGUCAUGCAUUCUUCGUAAUUUUAUUGCCAUUGUGUGACUCAAUAUGGUUAACUUGAGUGUGAAGAAAUCUACAUGAAAACGUGUACAUAAAGCCAUUAAAACGUCAUGAUAUGCACCUGUAA
Messenger RNA from Xiphophorus maculatus (southern platyfish), 1372 nucleotides. It is a transcript of the gene mospd1, whose product is annotated as motile sperm domain containing 1. Bases 267 to 911 code for a protein of 214 amino acids. The transcript is spliced from 6 exons. NCBI's taxonomy places the organism in Eukaryota, Metazoa, Chordata, Actinopteri, Cyprinodontiformes, Poeciliidae. The record is from RefSeq and is a predicted model, not a curated record. Gene Ontology annotation, cellular component: cytoplasm.